This is a messenger RNA of Phytophthora nicotianae INRA-310, 2666 nucleotides long. RefSeq lists its product as hypothetical. The record is from RefSeq and is a predicted model, not a curated record. Gene Ontology annotation, molecular function: heat shock protein binding. Lineage: Eukaryota; Oomycota; Peronosporomycetes; Peronosporales; Peronosporaceae. Gene Ontology annotation, cellular component: mitochondrion; cytosol. Bases 12 to 2666 code for a protein of 884 amino acids. The transcript is spliced from 4 exons.
GUCGAAGCAAGAUGGACCCGAUCAAGGCGCUGGACAUGGAGCAUCGCUCUGGUAUCUCUCAACAAGAGGUGGAGGACUUUGCCAAUCGUAUGGAUCUGAUCUCCAAGGCCAUGAAGGAUAUCAAGGACGGCACGUUCGACCCGCUAAAAUGCAACAUUCCUGGUUACAAGACGCCGGAGCAGGAGGAACUGGAACGUAAGGAGCGAGUUAAGCGAGAGGAAGAGCGUCGUAAGCGGGAAGAAGAGCGCAAGCAAAAAGAAAAACAAGAAGAACACGACAAUUGGUGGCACAAAGCAGAAUUAUGCUAUUCGAUGCGAGAUGCCGACAAGGACGAGGAAAAGGAGAAUAAAAUAAACAAGAGCGAGCAAUGGGCAAACCGCAUCCUGGCAGCCUACAAGACUCGCGAUGCCAACGACUAUUCAUUGUGGAAUCAAUGGGUACCUGAAGAUCCUGUGUCUCUACAGGAGAAAGCAGAGCGAGAGGCUGAACUGGAAAAGCUACGCAAUCGCGAGUUCGAGAACAACAACCCAGAGUUUUGCAACCAGUUCAAGAAAGACAUGGAAGAGCGACAGCGAUCCCAGGAGGAAAAAGCACGUACAGCAGACCGCUUGAAGCAAAAGGGCAAUCGCUUGUACAAGAAGAAGCAAUAUCAAGACGCCAUCAGAAGUUACAUGGAGGCACUGACAGCCGCACCCUUCAACGUGGCGGUGCUGGCCAAUAUCGCGCAGUGUUAUCUACGACUGGAUCAACUGGACGACUGUAUCGAGUUCUGCACUCGUACGUUGUACGUUGACGAGAACUACGUCAAAGCUCUCUCUCGUCGAGCUACGGCUUGGCAUCGCCAGAAGAAACUCAAAGAAGCUGCGGAUGACAUGCGGAAGGCGCUUGCGUUAGACACAGAAAAUGUUGACAUCGUUGAACAACACUCUAUUAUCGUUGGUGACUUUGAAGACUCCAUCACCAACAACGAGUUGGAAGCAGCAUUAAACAAGCGUGGAAAGAUGAAAAACGGGAGUCUUCCUAGUGUUUCCCUGGGUCCGUCAUCUAUUGACGAGCUGCGGUUCUCACUGGAAAUAUUCAAGAAGAUGGACGAACAAACAACUGCAGACAACUCAAGUACGAGAGUACAAGACGCCUGGGUAGCCUACGACCUCGUACUGCCUUUCAUGGAGAGAAACGAACAUGUUCGCGCGAAGUUCAGGACCUCCGGUGCGAUGGAUAAAUUAUGUGGCCGUAUUUUAUCUGCGUUUAACUUACCAGAAGGAGAUGAAGUCGACAAGUCUCGUCAGCAAGCUGAAAACCUCAUUUUGAGUGGCAUGAUCAACUGUGCCGCAGCUGCAGUGGCUGAUACUCCGCGUAACCAAGUGGUGAUGUUCCGUAACGUGGAAUUCCGGAAACAAAUACUGACAUUCUUUGGAGAUCUGAAGCCAUCUUCCUCUUGGACUAUUCAAUCUAGUGUCGCUCGCUUUCUAGAGCAAGUUGUAGACUCCAAGAGCUGGAGGAACGCCAUAAUUGCUGCUGACGAGGUGAUUUCUUCCCUCUUAGCAGCUCUAUGUUUUUCAAACAAUCUACCAAGUGACGAAAGAAAGUCAAUGAAGAUGGCUACAUCAAGUAUCUGCUUCACACUAAGCAGCGAUACCUCUGGUAUCCAGGCUUUUAGUAGUCAUGGAGUUGAAUGUCUUGUAGCCAUCACUAAGGCUCUAGAGAUGAAUAGCAGUACAGAUUUACUGCGCAAUGUACUGGGCUUCUUGACCAACUUGUCUACGGAUAAAAUACUGCGCAAGACUUUCGAAAGUGACAACUGCAAAGACACUCGUCGAAACCUUGUGCGAGUUUUACUUCAAAUUGCACAAAACGGAGAGCCUAAGGAUUUUACGUGCUCUGAACGAGCACUUGGUACGUUACUGAACCUCUCGUUCACUGAGAAUUCGCAAGCUCGUCACGAUCUAUUGGACUUCGGAGCUGUGGAGACAGUUGAGAGAAUCCUCAGUCAAGCGAAUCCUUCGAGCUUCAAUGACUCGAUCCUGGUCUUGUCACGCACUGCCAGUCUUCUCUGUCGGCUCCACUCUGUCUGUCGAACACAAGAUGAAGUAUUUGACCGUUUUACGAGCCCUGGACUGCUGUCGGAGCUAUAUACGGUGUGUGAACUUGCCAGCUCAAGUUUUGGUAAGAAGAUGGCUACAAUUCCGACUGAGCUCUGGCAGCUAUGUUCUCAAAUCUGGUGCCAUUUGGGCUGGUGCGCGCACCUCCCGAGUGUUCGUGCCUUCUUACGCGAGAAGAAUGCGGUGUCUCUACUGAUUCAAGUGAUCAAACUUGCAAAUUUCCAGAAUGGCUACAUUCGGCCUUCUGGCGAGACAACUGCGUGCGAACGACUUGUUGGGAAUAUCGUGAAGGUCUUGAUCGCUAUGCAGUCUGACAACGACUCGGGAGAUUCUCAAGUGUUUAGAAAGAAGGAAAGUCUCGUUGUAGUCGUGAAAGCUCUGGAAGAACUAUCCGAUGGACUAGCACGCAAGAAUGUAGCCAUUUUGUUGGCAAAGUUGUGCCAGAGUGAUUCACACGUGAAAGACACAGUCCGUGAUCUGCGCGGGAUUGAGAUGAUGCUGUCUGUUAGUCAGUCGCUUAAACAGCGUCCUACAGUCUUGUCUCGCUCGGCGUUAAAGUCAUGA